AAAUAUCAUCUUUUUGAACUUGUUUGCUUCAUACUUUCAUGGCUUUGUCAAUGUUGUCCUUUAUGUAUUACUGCCAGAUUUUGCUAUUGUUCCUGCUAAUUCACCCGCUUGAGGCGGUUCCAAGUAUCAUUCCGCUAAAUGGCACUUGCUCAGAAAGAUGUGGCGCCCUUUCUGUCAAGUUUCCUUUUGGUUCUAGUUAUGGCUGUGGACAUCCGGCCUUUGCUAGAUACAUCAAAUGCAGCGAUGGGGUGCUCCAGUUCUCCUCUGGCACCGGGAUUUACACAAUAUCGUCAAUUGACUAUUCGAGUGGUGUUAUGGUGGUCACAGACCCCUUCAUGUCAACUUGUUCCUCAAUGCAGAAUUCCGGGAGCUUUACACUCGAUCGUGGAAGUCCUUUCAGCAUAAUGCCAGAGAACAUUUUCGCUUUGCUUGGAUGCUCUACUACAUCUGCAGUGUUUGAUCCAAAGCAGGAUUUAUGCGAUUCGGGCUCAGGUUUGAAUGUGUGCAGAGGCCUGUAUUCUUGCAAAGGGGUGACAGGGAUUGGUUUGGAACCAAACGCGCCAAUAUCUACUUGUUGUGUGUAUAAUCCUCCGGUUCCAUUAGGCUCGGGCAAUGGUUUGGAUCUCCCUAAGCUCCAAUGCUCAUCUUAUUCAACAAUAUAUGGAUUCGGGGGAGAUGAAGGCGAUCCGAUGAAAUGGCAGUAUGGGAUUUCUUUGCAGUUCAACAACUCGUAUUCUUCUGAUGCAUGCAAGAACUGUGAAGAUAGUGGUGGCUUCUGCGGGUUUUCUGGUUCUGAUGAGUCCUUCUCUUGCACUUGCCGGAAUGGAGUUAACACCACAGUCAAUUGUUUUGGCAGAGGAUAUGCUUGGAGUGGGACAUGGAGACACAAAAUUCAAACAAAAGUGUACAUUGGAGGGUUCUUGUUCUUAUGGAUGAUGUUUUUCAUUUAAAAGCUGCAGAGCUUGUGUCAGUGGAGGAUGCUGCAAAUGGUUGCAGUACAUUAUCUACUCUUUGUUGAAACUAUUGAUGUUAUAUGGUCCUGUUUCAAGAAAUUAGCUUCAGAUUUCUUGAUUUUGAAGUGGGUAUUUAAGUAGGCUUUAGUGUUCCACCACUUAAAUUGUGCAUGUUUUUCAAGAGGCAAUGGAAGUACUAUAAUUUUAGUA
Ipomoea triloba (trilobed morning glory) is the source of this 1163-nucleotide messenger RNA. Its product is annotated as LEAF RUST 10 DISEASE-RESISTANCE LOCUS RECEPTOR-LIKE PROTEIN KINASE-like 2.7. Lineage: Eukaryota; Viridiplantae; Streptophyta; Magnoliopsida; Solanales; Convolvulaceae. Gene Ontology annotation, molecular function: polysaccharide binding. The coding region runs from base 39 to 950 and encodes 303 amino acids. The record is from RefSeq and is a predicted model, not a curated record. The transcript is spliced from 3 exons.